ACCAUUAACGACUCCUCCCAGUUUCUUGUAAAUUUCGCCCCACCCCCCCAACCACCCUACACCCCCCUCUCUUCUUUUCGCUCCCCAAUUUUCAAACAAGAACAGCUUCUACAAUGCCUUUGACCUUUGAAUUUCUUCUUCACAUAUAUCCCAAUUUCACAAAUUAUUAUUCUCAUCCCACCUCACAUAAACAAAAGAGUCUCAGCUUCAUUUCUUCUCUAUAUUCCUCUAUUACACGUAAUAUAUUCAAGUAAGUUGUUCUGAUUUACAUCUAUAGCUGAAGACCUAUUGUAUUUUUAUUCAGAUAUAUUCUUUUUGCUGUAAAGAUUGUAUUUCUUUUGUUGUUUUUUGAAGUGUCUCUUGAUAGUUGACUUUAGUUUUAGAAUACUGUAAGAUUCUAAAUAUAAGAUUUCUGUGUUGUUGUUGUUCUGGGGUUGGAUUAUUUUGUAGUUUGUUGUUGAGCUGCUGAGAUCAGCAUCUGGGCUUGGCUUGGAUUUGGUAGUUUUGUGGUGACUUUGGUUGAAAAUGGAUUUGGCAAUUCACAGUUGCUUGAGUUUGUGAAAUUUUUGGAGUCAUUUUUGUUUGGGUUGGUGAUUUAUUAUCUGGGGUUUAGAUGAAUUUGAUAAGUUUUAGUUCUGAGCUGUUGGAGGGGUCUGUGAUCUUGAGAUCAUAGUCUCUUAACAGCAGCCUCUGUUAAUUCCUUCCAAGAACUGAAGAGAUUCCUUAUACACCUGUUGUUGUUGUUGCUGCUGAUCUGUUCAAACCAUCUGCCCCUUAUAACCUUAGAUUGCCUUCUGUGCUGGAUUCAACUAAUAAUAUGGAGAAUUCAACAGUUGCUGAUUCCAUUAUGAUGAAUUCAUCCUCUUUGAGGAGUGUUUCAUCUAAUAGGUCAAGGGCCUCUGUUGGGGGCUCUGUCCGGGAGGUAAAUUUUGGUGAUUUAGUAUCAAAAGCCGUGAGAUAUGGGUCGCGAGGUGCUGACUCCGAGGGGUAUGGGACGUCUCAAAAAGAGAUUAGUGAUGAGGAUUCUAGAGUUAUUUAUUUAAAUGAUCCUGAAAAGACCAACGACAAGUUUGAAUUUUCGGGGAAUUCUAUUAGGACUGCGAAAUACUCUAUUCUAACAUUCUUGCCUCGGAACCUGUUUGAGCAGUUCCAUAGAGUUGCAUAUAUCUACUUUCUGGUGAUUGCUAUUCUUAAUCAGCUUCCUAUGUUGGCUGUCUUUGGUCGAGGAGCUUCGAUUCUUCCAUUGGCUUUUGUGCUAUUAGUUACAGCAGUUAAGGAUGCCUACGAGGAUUAUAGGCGCCACCGCUCUGACAGGAUUGAGAAUAACCGGUUGGCAUUGGUGUUGAUGGAUGGUCAGUUUCAAGAGAAAAAAUGGAAAGGCAUAAGAGUGGGUGAAAUCAUCAAAAUUUCAUCAAGUGGUACCAUUCCUUGUGAUAUGGUAUUGCUCUCGACAAGUGACACCACCGGGGUCGCCUAUAUCCAGACUAUAAAUUUAGACGGUGAAUCAAAUCUGAAGACGCGGUAUGCAAAGCAGGAGACGCAAAUGAAGAUGCCGGAAAAGGAGAGAAUUAGUGGGGUGAUCAAAUGUGAGAAACCAAAUAGGAACAUUUACGGUUUUCAUGCUAAUAUGGAAAUAGACGGGAAGCGUGUUUCUCUUGGACCUUCAAAUAUAAUCCUCCGUGGCUGUGAGCUCAAGAACACUAGUUGGGCUAUUGGAGUUGCAGUUUAUGCUGGAAGGGAAACUAAAGCUAUAUGGAAAUUUGAACUUUUAGAUAUUGGAAAGAAGUCUCUAGCACGAUUACCUACGACACAGUCUAACCCCCCCUUUCAUGGUUGCAGGUUCAAUGUACUGGGCUUACAUGAAUUUGACAGUGACCGGAAGAGGAUGUCAGUAAUAUUAGGUUGCCCCGACAACACAGUUAAAGUGUUUGUAAAAGGUGCUGAUACAUCCAUGUUUGGUGUCAUUGAUAAAUCAUUAAACUUGAAUGUAGUACGAGCAACAGAAUCGCAUCUACACUCUUAUUCUUCAAUGGGUCUCAGAACCCUUGUAAUUGGAAUGAGAGAAAUGAGUGCUUCUGAAUUCGAGGAAUGGCAGUCUUCUUACGAGGCAGCAAACACUGCUGUGAUUGGUAGGGCAGCUUUACUUCGGAAAAUAGCUGGCAACGUGGAAAAGAACCUCACCAUCUUAGGUGCCUCUGGUAUUGAAGAUAAAUUGCAGAAAGGUGUUCCAGAAGCAAUUGAGUCCUUAAGAGUGGCAGGCAUUAAAGUUUGGGUUUUGACUGGGGACAAGCAAGAAACUGCAAUAUCAAUUGGCUAUUCCUCAAAACUUUUAACGAGCAAUAUGACUCAGAUUGUGAUUAAUAACAAAUCUAAGGAGCCAUGUAAAAGGUCUUUGGAAGCUGCCCUGACUAGGUGUGCGACUCUGAUGUCACAUAAUGCGGAGGAAAAUACUGAAGCUGGAGCAAGUCCAAUUGGUUUAAUCAUUGAUGGGACAAGCCUUGUUUAUGUCCUUGACAGCGAACUUGAAGAACUGCUAUUCCAGUUGGCCAGUUAUUGUUCUGUUGUACUCUGUUGUCGGGUGGCCCCAUUACAGAAGGCUGGAAUUGUUGCUCUCAUAAAGAACCGCACAAAUGACAUGACGCUCGCAAUUGGGGAUGGUGCAAAUGAUGUGUCAAUGAUCCAAAUGGCUGAUGUAGGCAUUGGUAUAAGUGGCCAAGAGGGACGUCAAGCUGUGAUGGCAUCAGAUUUUGCAAUGGGCCAGUUCAGAUUCUUGGUCCCUCUUCUGUUGGUUCAUGGACAUUGGAAUUAUCAACGAAUGGGCUACAUGAUAUUAUACAACUUCUACAGAAAUGCUAUCUUUGUUUUUGUCUUAUUCUGGUAUGCACUUUUUACAGCUUUCACUUUGACCACUGCCAUAACUGACUGGAGCAGCAUGUUAUUCUCCAUAAUCUAUACUGCGGUGCCUACAAUAGUUGUUGGGAUUCUUGAUAAGGAUCUAAGUAGAGUAACUCUUAUGAAGUAUCCGCAACUCUACGGUGCUGGACAAAGGCAAGAGAGCUAUAAUAAGAAAUUAUUUUGGGUAACCAUGAUUGACACCUUAUGGCAGAGUGUAGUGGCCUUCUUUGUACCUCUUCUAGCAUACUGGGAAAGUGAUGUUGAUAUCUCAAGCAUUGGUGACCUAUGGACACUUGCUGUUGUUAUUUUGGUCAAUAUACAUUUAGCAAUGGAUGUGAUCCGUUGGUCUUGGAUUACUCAUGCUGCAAUUUGGGGUUCUAUAAUAGCCACUUUCAUUUGUGUCAUGGUCAUCGACACUCUGACAUUUCUACCUGGAUACUGGGCCAUUUUCCAUGCAGCUGGGGAAGCUAAAUUCUGGUUGUGCUUGCUUGCCAUAACAGUAGCUGCACUUACUCCUCGUUUUGUCGUCAAAGCUUUCAUUCAGCAUGCUAGACCACGUGAUAUUCAAAUUGCAAGGGAAGGAGAGAAGUUCAGAAACUUAGGAGACUCUCGGACUGGAGAAAUAGAAAUGAAUCCAAUUGUUGAUCCUCCGCGAAGAUGAUUGAGCUUUUCUUCUGUGCCCUUCUGGCUCUUCUCCAUCACUUUUGUUUGUAAAAAAAAAGGUUUUGUAUUUCUUUUGGUUACUCUGGAGAUUUCCUCCUUGUUUCCGGAUUUUUUUUGUUAGUUUGUUAUCCGAAGGAUAGAGUAUAGUUAGUAUUCAGGUCCAUUCUUUCCUAUUCAUGCACAUUAAUUGUACAUUAAAACGUACUAUACAAGUUAUAUACCCUAUGUAAUACCAAUUUCCAUCAAUAGAAAGAGUAUACACGCUCAAGUUUUUGUUACA
Nicotiana tabacum (common tobacco) is the source of this 3838-nucleotide messenger RNA. NCBI's taxonomy places the organism in Eukaryota, Viridiplantae, Streptophyta, Magnoliopsida, Solanales, Solanaceae. The record is from RefSeq and is a predicted model, not a curated record.